Molecule: messenger RNA, 3759 nt
Organism: Naumovozyma dairenensis CBS 421
Lineage: Eukaryota; Fungi; Ascomycota; Saccharomycetes; Saccharomycetales; Saccharomycetaceae
Gene: ITC1
Product: Itc1p
Exons: 1
Coding region: 1-3759 (1252 amino acids)
Source: RefSeq, a predicted model, not a curated record
AUGGUACUUUAUAAGAGAAAACCAAUCAUUCUACCUGAUCCAAGACCAUUACCUCCCGAUCUUAACAUCUUUGUAUGGCAUAUUGACGAAACCGGUGAAUGGUUCCCCACUUAUGAAGAAUACAUUGAAAGAUUAGAUUUCUAUACAAGGCAUCAUUUUACUUGUGAAAUUACUGGGACAUCAUGUUUAACAUUUUUUGAAGCAUUAGAUAGUGAGGAAUCUCAAUUCAAAUUUGUUGAAGAGAAGUUUCCAUUGAAAUUAAGAGAGCCCAUCGCAAGAUUUUUACAUUUCAAUGGAAUUAGAAGAUUAGAUGCCCUCGUAGAACAAGUCUAUUCCAAAUUUAAGAACGAUUUCUUCCCUGGUGAAAUCGUCUAUUUAAGAAAGGCAAAAGAUUCAAAUUCCUCUACUCCACAACCACAUGAAGAGACUUCCGCUGAAUUAAGUACAAAUUCAUCUUCUCAUACUUAUCAACAAAAACCUUACAUCAUAAAGGAAAAAGUUCAAUUCAAUCCAACUUACGAUCCAGUAACCAAUGAAGUCCUUAUACCCGGUUAUUCCAAAUAUAUGUUAGUUGAAGAUGAUGCUUCUUCUUCGUCGUCCUUUUCCCAUAGACCAAAUAAUUCAAAAAGAUCAUUCAUAGCUGAUCAAUCGCAAUUUUAUAGAGAUAGAUCAACAUUCACCAAACAUUUAAUUAAAUGUUUCUUCAAGAUUACUUUACAAAGAGCUUCUACGAAAAUGGGGGCUCCAUGGUGCGUUAAGAAGGAAUAUUUGAUGAUGUACGGUUUAACAAUGGAUUGGCCUGAAGAUAUGUUGAAAUUUAAAGAUGAUGAACCAGCUCUACCGCAGUUGUCUCCUCCUUCUCAAGUUAAGCAUCUAGCUGUUAAGGAUGAAGUUCCAUUAAACAACAACGAUAGUAGUAAUAAUAAUGAAAUAGCCCCUGUUGAUGAGUUAUCUGAUAAAUCUAUUAGUAAGGAAAUGAAACAAGCCAAGAAGAAACAGACGAAUAAAAAGAAAAAGAAACCUAAAAAAACGAAGGAAGAUAAAGAAAUGGAAAUGGAAGUAGAAACUGAAGCAGAAACUAUAAAUACCAGCGUUGGAAAAAUGGAAGCCGAUGAUCUGAAUCGUGCUGUCAUGAAUGAUAAUGAUACUGAUAUUGAAGUAGAUAUAGAUGAGGAUUCAAUUAAUAAAAAAGGAACGAAAACUAAAAAAAGGAAAAAAACAAAAGAGAAAGAACCGAACAAUAAUAAAAAGAAAAAGAAAACUAAAAAGGACAAAAUAUCUGAAUCAGACAAACCAGAAAUUGACAAUAAAGAGAAUAAACUCGAAAAUAAUAACGAUCAAAGCGAAGUAGACGCACGAGAUGUUGUCGAAAACAAAGUUGAAUCAACACCUGCUCCUCCUCCUGUGCCUGUUAUUACCAGUAUAGUAGAUGAUUUGAAAUUACCAUACACAGGACCACCUAAAUCUGGAACUUUCCAUCAUUUAUACUACUAUAAUGAAAAUUUAGAACUUAUCCCAAUAACAUCCAAUCCAAAUAAAUUUCAUUACUUUAAGGAUUUUCAAAAAAUUCUACAAAUUUAUCAAUUUCUAAACACUUUUAACCAUCAAAUUUUCCUUUCUUAUUUUAAUUUGGACCAAUUUAUUACUUCAUUGAAAUGUACAGAUCCAUCUGAAUUAAAUGGUGAACUUGUAAAAAUAACAUUGAACCGAAACGAUGAAGAAGAUGUUGAUGAUGAUGAAAAUGAAGUGUUGUCUACGUGGGAAAGGAACCCAAGAAUUAGAAAAUUAAUAAAUGACAAAAACACCUGUCAAGGUAGGAUAACGUACAAAAUAUUGAAAAGUGAAGAUGCUAGCGAUGAUGUAUUGGAUAAUUUCAAUAAUAAUGGCUCAGCUCUCCUCAUUGAAGCAUUUGUUUCAUUGUUACGUCUUUUUGUCAAUGAAGAAGGUGAAUGGACCUGCGUCAUUAAUGAUGACUAUCUUACAAAUAAAGGUUUUAUAGACAAGAAUGGAACAGAAGAUGAGGAUGAUGAUGAGGAGGAUAGCGAUGAGCUUGAUCCGAUCAUUGAAAAGUGUUUGAAUUACAGAAAUGUGAACUGGGUUGAAAGAUUGCUUAAGAGGCAAUUUAAUAAUGGCCAUUGGUUAAUUAUAUUGUUAGGAAUUAUGCAAGAUUCCUCCAGGAUUGCCAAAUAUUCAACAUUCAUUAAAGACUUUAAAUUGAAGGUGUUACCAAACGAUAUCUCAUCAACUCAGCUUCCGAGACAAUUGUGGAGAAAUUUUUGUACGCAACUUUCCUUGUCUGAAAAGGUAACAGCCUUAUGGAUACUAGUGGACCUAGUAACCAAUUAUUCGAAUGAUAUCAAGACAGCGGUAGAUGACUCUAUGGAUUUGUGUACACAAAUUAGAAGUGAAAGGUUUCGAAUUUCAAGAGAUUUAAAAUCAGAAUCGGUGCGGUUAUCGACUUUGAAAGAAGAGGAUCCAACUUACCUUGAACAAAAAGAGAAAGUUGACCUAUUACAACGAGAUAAGAACACCCUUGAUAAAAGAGUAAUGGAGCAUGAUCUGCAAAGAUUGAAACAUCUGGGUUUAGAUAGGUACGGUAAUCGUUAUUUUUGGUUUGAUAUAACUGGUAUUCAAUUAGAAGAAGAAGUUGACGGUAACAAAACUUCAUCUAGUAACUAUCACACAGGUAGAAUAUGGGUGCAAGGACCAAGUAUAUCCACAGCAGAAUUUAUAUUGAAUAUCACAGAACAAGAGAUUAAAAAGUGGAUGAAAAUUUCAUCAGAUAACGGUAAAAUAGCAGCUACAAGAGAAGUCUUUGGAGUGUAUAGAGACGAUUCAGGUGUUUUUUACCAAGUUUUAGACAAUGAUACACAAGUAGAACUAGUAAAUUCAGAAGGUGUGUUUAACUCAUUACUCGAAUUGACUCCAAUACAGAAAAAAAUUAUUGAUGAAACUCCUGAGUGUCUCUUAUUGGAUGAAAAUCAAUGGUAUUCAAUUGAGAAUUUUGAUGAUUUUUCCGCAUUCAUUGAUUGGUUCGACACAUGGGGGAGGAAAGAACAUGACUUAUUAAGGCAGUAUAAGACAGUGAGUCAAUUGAUUGAAGACUCUUUUAAAAAAAGACAUAUAUCACUGGCCAUUUUAGAUGAAAAAGAAAUAGAUUUAUUAAAAGAAUUUGACAAAAACGAAUUUUUUGAAAGAGAAUUGGAUAUCGAACUUAACGAAACCCAGAGAGCUGAGACUGAAGACGAUAGAAAGCACCUUGAAGAGGAGAAGGAACAAGAAACAACCUUGGAGAAGAUUGACAAUGACCUAGAUGACCUUGCUGACCAAAUCAUGAAGUUAGAUGACUUAUCGAAGACAAGGAAGAACUUGAAUACGAUAGCUCAACUUGAACAAGAGCGAGAUGAUUUACUGGCCAGAAGACAAGAAAUAGUAAACUCACAAUCGCUUGGCGCAAGGAUAUUAGCUCGUUCUGAAAAGAAAAGAAACAAACAAUUGAUAGCGAAUAAACUAUCAAAGCAAACUGAAAUACUGACGGAUCUAUUGAAUUAUAGGCACUUUGUAAUGAUGGAUGAUACCAUUAAAUGGGAAAAUCAUUUAAGCAAGGAAUUCUUAGGGGCUCCUUUACGUAAAAAUGCGUCAUUUGGCAAAAGGGGCCCUAAUAUUCGACUUUAUUCCAUCGACGAGAAGUUGAAAAAUAUCCUUGACGAAACAUCACGAACUUCAUCACCCACAGUUAUGACCCAAUCCUCUAUAUAA